GUGCCUUCUUCUAGCUUUCAAAGUACUCAAUGUUCCCUUCUUGAAACGCUACGUUAAAAUAUAAAUCCCAAUUUGAAGUUUGAUUGUCUCCGGUUUAAACCAGCAGUCGUUGUUUUCUUCAGUGAAUUCUAGCUCGACGGCACCGCCCACCACUGUGCAUUCUAAUGGAGGCCGCUGCACGAAGAAAGUAAUGAACCGCGACUUUAUUAGCUUGCCUUAUUAAAGUAAGCUCCCACUGGAGGCGGGAAUCAGUUCACUUUGGAGAGAUCUUCUCAUUAUGUUGCCUCAACACUUGAAGCAGAUCAGAGUUCUAAUGCUUAACGACAAGGAAAACCUGGAAAGAACUUUGUUCAGACUAGAGCAAGGUUUUGAGCUGCAGUUCCGUCUGGGUCCCAGCCUGCAGGGGAGGAGGGUUAUGGUCCACACCAACUACCCUCUAGAAGGACACAAAUUCGAUCGAAACAACUUUCGUGUUUUGGCUUGGAACUACCCAACAGGAAGAGAGGAUGACUCGGAUAAGUACUGCUCUCUGGAGCUCAAGAUCGCUGGGUCCUAUCAGUACUACUUUGGAUAUGCGUUGCUGUUACGUAGAUUCUGGCUGCAGUUUGAUCUGAUCUCACUCAGUAGCUUAUUUAGAGACAUUGAGCGUUCAGGAGGAGGCUACAUCGUCGUCGACCCCGUCCUUCGUGUCGGCGCAGACAACCACGUCCUGCCGUUGGACUGUAUCACCAUCCAGACCUACCUGUCCAAAUGUCUGGGACACCUGGAUGACUGGCCGGAUAGGCUGAGGGUGGCCAAGGAGACAGGGUACAACAUGAUCCACUUCACUCCCCUGCAGACUCUGGGAGAGUCCAGGUCCUGCUACUCUCUAGCUGACCAGCUGAGCUUCAACCCUGAUUUCAGUCCGGAGGGUCAGAGCUACAGCUGGGAGGACGUGGGGACACUAGUGGAGAAGCUGAGGACGGAGUGGAACAUGCUGUGUAUUACCGACGUGGUGUACAAUCAUACUGCUGCUAACAGUGUGUGGAUAAAAGAGCAUCCGGAGUGUGGUUAUAACCUGGUGAACUCUCCUCACCUGCGUCCGGCCUGGGUGUUGGACAGAGCUAUCUGGCAUUUAACAACCAGAGUAGCAGAGGGACGCUACAAAGACAAAGGACUCCCUGCAGAGAUCACCACCGACAGCCAUCUGAAUGCCAUCCGCAGUGUGUUAUGGGAGGAUGUUUAUCCUAAGAUCAAACUGUGGGAGUUCUACCAGGUGAAUGUGGACCACGCUGUGGAGCAGUUCAAAAUCCUGCUGCAGAAUGGAAGCAAACCAGAUCAUGGUAAGACUGAAGGGAAGAAGGGCCUGAAGAUCACACAGGACUCGCACUAUCGUCGUUUUGGCAACACGGUGGACAUGGACUCUGCUCUGGAGACAUUCGUACCUCACAGCUCCUCCCCUCAGCACAUCGAGGACUGCUGCGGUUGGCUGAAACAGAAGCUGAACGAGCUGAAUGAAGAACAGCAUCAGAUCAUGCACCAGCAUCAGGAGCAGGCUGCCAACUGUAUUGUGGGAAACGUUCUGUAUGAACGUCUGGCCAACCACGGCCCCAAACUGGGUCCUGUUUCCAAGAAGAACCCUCUGGUCACCAGGUAUUUCACCUUCCCAUACCAGGACAUGACUCUGGAGCAGGAGCUGCAGCUGCUCGACCAGCAGGACAAAACGUCGCACUUCCUGGCUCACAACGGUUGGGUGAUGGGCGACGAUCCGCUGCGAAACUUUGCAGAACCAGGCUCCAACGUGUACCUGCGGCGGGAGCUGAUCUGCUGGGGUGACAGCGUCAAACUCCGCUACGGCAAAGGACCAGAGGACUGUCCAUACCUGUGGGCUCACAUGCAGAAAUACACUGAAAUCACAGCCCAGUAUUUCCACGGAGUCAGACUGGACAACUGCCACUCUACACCGUUACAUGUUGCUGAGGCCAUGAUAAACGCAGCCAGAGUGGUCAGACCCAAUCUUUAUGUGAUAGCUGAGCUCUUUACAGGCAGCGAGCUCAUUGACAAUGUGUUUGUUAACCGGCUGGGAAUUAGCAGCCUCAUACGAGAGGCCAUGUCGGCCGGUGACAGCCAUGAAGAAGGCCGGCUGGUGUAUCGCUACGGAGGCGAGCCGGUGGGAGCCUUUGUUCAGCCCAGUCUCCGCCCACUGAUGCCCUCCAUCGCUCACGCCAUGUUCCUGGACGUAACCCACGACAACGAGUGUCCCAUCCAGCUCCGUUCAGCUUUGGACUCUCUGCCCAGCUCUGCUAUUGUGUCUAUGGCCUGCUGCGCUACCGGCUCCACCAGAGGAUAUGAUGAACUAGUGCCACAUCAGAUCUCUGUGGUGAAGGAGGAGCGGUUUUAUCCCAAGUGGAACCCCUCGGCAGCCCCGACCUCCACUGGUGAGGUUGGAUUCCAGUCUGGCAUCAUAGCAGGAAAACUAGCUCUGAACAAACUGCACUGGGAGCUGGCUGCCCAGGGAUUCAUGCAGGUGUACGUAGACCAGGUAGAUGCAGAUAUCGUUGCCGUUACUCGUCACUGUCCCAGCACCCACCAGUCUGUUGUAGCCGUGAGCAGAACUGCUUUCUGGAACCCCAAAACCCACGAGUACGAUGCCAACGUCCCACCCAUGUUCAUACCUGGGAAGAUUGAGGAAGUGGUGCUGGAGGCAAGGACGGUGGAACGCCAAGCUGGGAGUUACAAGAAGGAUGACGGCUACAUCAACGGGAUGCCAGAAUACACUGUGGAAAUAAAGGAACAUAUACCGUUGGAGGAGAGCAUGGUGGUGAAACAGGCCGGGGUGACGUCUAAAGGCCGAUCAGAGUUUGUGCAGGAAAUCAUCUUCCAGAAGUUGACACCUGGCAGCAUCAUCGCUUUCAGAGUCAGUUUGGACCCCAAAGCCCAGAAACAGGUGGGGAUGCUGAGGUAUUAUCUGUCCCAGUUCAGCCCCAAGUACAGGAGAGGCAGCGUGGCCGAUGAAAACCCCCCAGACGCUCUGCAGAAACCCCUCGCACAGCUGAUGUCGAAGUUGACGUUAGCGGACAUGAAUGUGUUGCUGUUUCGCUGUGACACAGAAGAACAGGAGGAUGGUGGAGGCUGUUACAACAUCCCCGGCUGGGAGAGCCUGAAAUACGCAGGACUGCAAGGUCUGAUAUCCGUGCUGGCUGACAUCCGUCCCAACAACGACCUCGGCCAUCCACUGUGUGCGAACCUCAGACAGGGAGACUGGCUGAUCGACUUCGUCUCCAACAGACUGAUCAACAGAGAAGGACCGCUGGCACAGGUGGGUCAGUGGUUGGGAGCCAUGUUCAACCUCCUGAAGCACAUCCCUCGGUACCUUAUCCCCUGUUACUUCGACGCCAUCCUGGUGUCCACCUACACCACGGCCCUGGACGCCACCUACAAACUCAUGUCAAGCUUCAUCCAGAACGGCUCCAGCUUCGUUCGUCACCUGGCACUGGGUUCAGUCCAGAUGUGCGGCGUCGGACGUUUCCCCGCUCUGCCUCCGCUUUCUGCAAAACUAGACGGCGUCCCAUAUCGCAUCAGUCCAAUCACAAGCCAGAAGGAGCAGUGCUGCGUCUCACUGGCAGCAGGUCUUCCUCAUUUCUCUGCUGGGAUUUUCCGUUGCUGGGGCAGAGAUACUUUCAUCGCCCUCAGAGGACUGAUGAUCAUCCCUGGAAGACACGUCGAGGCUCGUAACAUCAUCCUGGCCUUUGCGGGGACUUUGCGUCACGGUUUGAUCCCCAACCUGCUGGGAGAAGGUCGCUGUGCCAGAUACAACUGCAGGGACGCUGUGUGGUGGUGGCUGCAGUGCAUCCAGGACUACACCGUCCACGUUCCCCAAGGACAUGAGAUCCUGCGCUGCCCUGUGACUCGCAUGUAUCCUACUGAUGACUCUGAACCCUGCAAACCUGGAGAGGUGGAGCAGCCUCUGUAUGAUGUGAUCCAGGAGGCUCUGCAGCGCCACCUGGAGGGAGUUUCCUUCAGAGAGAGAAAUGCUGGAUCCAAGAUAGACAUGAACAUGAGAGAUGAAGGGUUCAACGUGGUCGCUAAGGUGGAUCACACCACAGGUUUCGUGACCGGAGGAAACCGCUUUAACUGUGGAACGUGGAUGGACAAGAUGGGAGAGAGCGAGAGAGCGAGGAACAAAGGCAUGCCGGCCACUCCGAGAGACGGAGCAGCAGUGGAGAUCGUUGGUCUCAGUAAAUCAGCAGUUCGCUGGGUUGUGGAACUUCACGCUAAAGGACUGUUCCCUUAUGACGGCGUUAAAGUGGCCACUAAUGGUAAUAAAGGGUUCAUCUCGUACUCCCAGUGGAACCAGCAGAUCCAGCAGUGCUUUGAAGCAGCGUUCUGGGUGUCUGGGGACCCAGACGACCCCAAUGAGAAGCACCCCGACCUGGUGCACAAGAAGGGCAUCUACAAGGACAGUUACGGAGCCUCCAGCCCCUGGUGUGACUACCAGCUCAGACCCAACUUCACCAUCACCAUGGUGGUGGCUCCAGAGCUGUUCUCAGUGCAGAGAGCCUGGAAGGCUUUGGAUGUGGCUGAGAAGAAAUUACUGGGACCACUGGGAAUGAAAACACUGGACCCUGAUGACAUGGUGUACUGUGGAGUCUAUGACAACGCUCUGGAUAACGACAACUACAACCUGGCAAAAGGCUUCAACUACCACCAAGGACCGGAGUGGCUGUGGCCGGUCGGCUACUUCCUGCGGGCUAAACUCUACUUUGCCAGGAAGCUGGGAGAGGAAACUUACACCAAGACAGCAACUCUGGUGAAAAAUGUUCUGUCCAGACAUUUCACUCACCUGGAGAGGUCUCCAUGGAAGGGCCUGCCGGAGCUGACCAAUGAGAACGGCCAGUACUGCUCCUUCAGCUGUGAGACUCAGGCCUGGUCUGUGGCCACCAUGCUGGAGGUUCUCUAUGAUCUGUAGAGGAGCUCCCACGUCUUUCCCUCUAAGCUCUGUGGUUUCUGACUGGAGGCUCAGUGAAUCGUUGGUCCUGUUCUGGCGUUUAAUAUUCAGCUCUACUCACCGUCUGUUACUGAAACACAACCUGCCACCACAUUCAGACCCUCCAGGGUGUCUGAUCUCUGGAGCCCACGCUGGUUCAUCAUUUUCAGGUUCAGGAGCUCACCAACUAAUCUGUGUUCACCUGGAUGUCCAGCACCUGAGCUCACAAGUUGUAUGAAAAGCUUUGGUUUGUGGUAUUUCCAGCAGAACUUCACAGCUGAAAGGAGGGAACUCAUUUCAUCAGUUCCCAGAUCAUAAAUGCAGCACACUUCCAAUUAGAGCCGUUAUUUCACUGGUAAAUAGACCCAGCCGGUCCCACAGCCACACAUUUACUGUUACAUUAAUAUCAGGAGUGACAGAUCCACAUCAAGCAUUUAGUUCUGAAGGAAUGAAAUGAUCCUAAACUGAUCCCAGAUCUGUGAUAGGUUGUUUCUUACAGGUUACAUAUCAACACCAGCCACUGCAUUGAAGCCCUUUGACCCACAGCAGCUCGUCUCACAAAAAAAGGGCCGAACCUACUUUUAGCUGAUUUCUAAACAAUCAGAGAACAAGUGUUUUGUACUGAUGAUUUAUUUGUGUCCCUUUGUGCUUUUAAAUCCUCCCUCUGACUGUCAGCCUCCUGUCUGAAGUGAGCUUCUGGUUGUAGACUGGUUCUAGUCUGUAGCUAAACGUCCCGCCUUUAUAAAUGGUCUUCCACGUCACCACAGCUUCCCACCAGCCUUAUGAUGUCAAUAUUUCUGCUCCAGCAUCGUCUUCAUGUGGUGUGUUCCAGUUUUGUGCAUGGAUGUUGUUGUUUCUGAAGCUAGUGUGUAGAUGUUCCACGGAGUGAACUUUUACCAAACACGACACGUUUUCCUCAGAGAACAGAAAUAUGACAGAAUAGAAAUGAGCUGUAGGUACAUUUGAAGUGUGCUAAGAACAGUGGCUGUGUGUUUGAACUCCUGCCGCUCCAGCGGUGCUGUUGGUUCUGUUUUAAAGCCUCUCUGUGGUAAACGCUAGUGAAGGAUUUAGUGAAAAACUCUGAGGAUGCAUCCUGCUGUCAUCUGUAAUGUUGUUAUUUACUUGUAGCCGUGGACAAAGCAAAGCUGAAUAAAGUGUUCAGGAGUGGG
Messenger RNA from Amphiprion ocellaris (clown anemonefish), 6135 nucleotides. RefSeq names its product amylo-alpha-1, 6-glucosidase, 4-alpha-glucanotransferase a (gene agla). NCBI's taxonomy places the organism in Eukaryota, Metazoa, Chordata, Actinopteri, Pomacentridae. Gene Ontology annotation, molecular function: amylo-alpha-1,6-glucosidase activity; 4-alpha-glucanotransferase activity. The coding region runs from base 278 to 4948 and encodes 1556 amino acids. The transcript has 36 exons. The record is from RefSeq and is a predicted model, not a curated record. Gene Ontology annotation, biological process: glycogen biosynthetic process; glycogen catabolic process.